UAGAUGAGUGUUUUUCAAGCACUUUUAAAGGCAAAGCCACCCUUCAAAUGAAAUGUUUGGCAGAGUUGCAAUGAAGCAAAACUGACAGGUACAGCAAGGUGCUGCUCUGGUGGAAGGGAAACGUGGAGCCCUGGGCAGAGGGGGUGCAGCUGCAUCCAAGGGGCCCCGAGGGACCCUAAGGAGUCCUGUUGGCCACCGUGUGAGGAGGAGUAUUGGGCUGGCUUCUUACCUCUGACUGCUUCCUACUUGAGCAUUCCUCUCUAGUACACAUUCAACCCAUGCUGUUGUCCUUGUAUAGUUUUGAGGGGAGGAGGAGGGGGCAAGAUGGUAGAGGCCAGACUUGCUCCAUGUCUAGCGCCCCGAGAAGCAGCAGUCCUUCCCCUUGUACUCUCAGGCCAGCCCCUCAGUCGAGGCUCCCCCGGGGAGCCCAGGCUGGGGGCUAGAAACACAAAAGGAUUGGACUCCUUAAUGAGGAGGCAUCUGUAGUCAGCAGAGCCAUUAGUCCCCGCCCCAGGUCCCUGGGGGGCUGCAAGCUCUUCUCCAGCUGGAGUGAGGAGGGGGAAGGUAGCGCCCCAGCUCCUGAAUGGGCAGAGCCCAGGGCGCACAGACAGCAAAUCCAGGAGCAUAGGUGCCCCCUCCACUCCCUAGGCCUGCAUCCAGCCCUGCCCUCCUGGAGGUUGAGGUCUGCAGGCAGCAGAGGGGAUCCAGCAGUGACUUGACCCCCUCCUACGCACUCCUGGGCUGACCUGCAGGUCCUUGGCCAAACAUAGCCUUUGGCCUGAGAGAGGGCAGGCUGACCCUCUGGGGAUCCUCUCACCAAGCCUGAUGGGGACACCAGCUGGGAUACUUGCCCCCACCUCCUGCUCUGAGGGCCUCCUUUAUAAGACUUCUACCUUCGUGGGAAUACAUGAGAUUAUCUGCACAGUACCAGAAUCACACACUAGCCACAGGAGCUGAGAGAUACAAAUUCCCAUUCAAAUCCAGCCAUAGACACUCAGCCCACAUCCAUGGACACAGCCACAUCCUCCCAGAGAAGACAGCUCUGCACACAUGUGCAAGGAGCUGCUCACACCCAUCAGCUGCACUCCCAGGAGGCCCUGAAAGAGGAGGAGGCAGGGCGGGGGAUUUUUAUGCAUGUUUAUAUUUAAUGAACCACAUGCAAAUGAGAUGGAGACCACGCCACAAAAGAGUCAGCCCCCAGAGACUCUGGGAAGAAGGGUACAAAGGCUCAGCCUUCUGGGGCUGCCCUGGAGUCUUGAACAAGCCGGUGGAUUGAGGGGGCCCGAGAUGGGGUGUGCCCACCCACACCAGGGAGCCAGGGGCAGGAGCCAGGACAAGCUCCAGCGCCCAACCUGCUGUGGGGGGAGGGCUCCUUCUGGGAGGGGAUGACUGUCCCAGUUGAUGGAGUGCCGGAGGGGAGGGGCUGCCUGCCUGGACAGAUGCCAUGUCCGACUUCCACGUGCAUCCUCAGGCCACCGUGGGAGAGGAGGGCGGUGUGGCCCGCUUCCAGUGCCAAAUCCACGGGCUGCCCAAACCCCUAAUCACGUGGGAGAAGAACAGAGUCCCCAUUGACACGGACAAUGAGAGGUACACACUGCUGCCCAAGGGGGUCCUGCAGAUCACAGGACUUCGGGCUGAGGACAGUGGUGUCUUCCACUGCGUAGCCUCGAACAUUGCCAGUGUCCGGGUCAGCCACGGGGCCAGGCUCACCGUGUCAGGCUCAGGCUCCGGGGCCUACAAGGAGCCAAUGAUACUCGUGGGGCCUGAGAACCUCACCCUGACAGUGCACCAGACUGCGGUGCUUGAGUGUGUCGCCACGGGCAACCCGCGCCCCAUUGUGUCCUGGAGCCGCCUGGAUGGCCGCCCCAUUGGGGUGGAGGGCAUCCAGGUGCUGGGCACUGGCAAUCUUAUCAUCUCAGAUGUAACCGUCCAGCACUCCGGCGUCUAUGUCUGUGCAGCCAACAGGCCAGGCACCCGGGUGAGGAGAACAGCACAAGGCCGGCUGGUGGUGCAAGCCCCAGCUGAGUUUGUCCAGCACCCCCAGUCCAUCUCCAGGCCAGCUGGGACCACAGCCAUGUUCACCUGCCAAGCCCAGGGUGAGCCGCCCCCUCAUGUCACAUGGUUGAAGAAUGGACAGGUGCUGGGGCCAGGAGGCCACGUCAGGCUCAAGAAUAACAACAGCACCCUGACAAUUUCUGGAAUCGGCCCUGAGGAUGAGGCCAUCUACCAGUGUGUGGCUGAGAACAGUGCUGGCUCCUCACAGGCCAGCGCCAGGCUGACCGUGUUAUGGGCUGAGGGGCUGCCUGGCCCCCCCCUCAAUGUGCAGGCAGUCUCUCUGUCACCCACUGAGGUCCGUGUGUCCUGGAAUGAGCCCCUGGUCAACACCAAGGAGAUUAUCGGCUAUGUCCUGCACAUCAGGAAGGCUGCUGACCCUCCGGAGCUGGAGUACCAGGAGGCAGUCAGCAAGAACACCUUUCAGCACCUGGUGAGCGACCUUGAACCCUCCACUGCCUACAGCUUCUACAUCAAGGCCUAUACCCCAAGGGGGGCCAGCUCAGCCUCUGCCCCCGUGCUGGCCAGCACCCUGGGUGAAGCACCUGCCCCACCCCCGUUGUCCGUGCGGGUCCUGGGCGGCUCCUCCCUGCAGCUGCUGUGGGAGCCCUGGCCCCGGCUGGCCCAGCAUGAGGGAGGCUUCAAGCUGUUUUACCGCCCAGCAAGCAGGGCCUCCUUCACCGGCCCCGUCCUGCUGCCUGCAACAGUCUCCUCCUACAACCUCAGCCAACUCGACCCCACCACGGUGUACGAGGUGAAGCUGCUGGCCUACAACCAGCAUGGGGAGGGCAAUGCCACAGUCCGCUUCGUAUCUUUGAGAGGAGCAUCUGAGAGGACAGCCCUGAGCCCACCAUGUGACUGCCGGAAGGAGGAACCCACCAACCAAACGUCCACCACAGGCAUCGUCAUUGGCAUCCACAUCGGGGUCACCUGCAUCAUCUUCUGUGUCCUCUUCCUCCUGUUCGGUCAAAGGGGCAGGGUCCUCUUGUGUAAGGAUGUAGAAAACCAGCUCUCCCCUCCUCAGGGCCCCCGGAGCCCAAGGGAUCCUAGCAUCCUGGCACUGAAUGGGGCAGGACGGGGAGAGCGGGGCCGAGACAAGAAGCGCGUGGACAUGAAAGAACUGGAACAGCUGUUCCCCCCAGCUGGGGCAGUGGGGCAGCCGGACCCCAGACCCGUGCAGGAUCCUGGGGACCCUGCCCUGUGUGAGGAGACCCAGUUCUCCAUGCUGCCACUUGAGGGAUUCAGCCUUCUGGAGGAGAUGACAUCAGAAGCCAAGGCCCCCUUCGCAGGCCCCGCAGCUGCCCUGCCACCCCAGGACGGAGGCCCCGGGUUCCUCAGUGAAGGACAGGCUACUCGGGCCUCCACAGCACCAGCUGCCCAGCCAGCUCACUCAGGCCAGUAGCCAGUGUCUGGCAGGCUCCAGAGGGGGCAACCCCCCAUUCUCAGGUCAAAGGCAAGAUUUCUCCUGUCAUGUGGGACUCGGAUGGGGGCUUCCCAGCAUUUCUGUCCUGACUGCCCCUCAGGUUGUCAAGACCUAAAGUAGCCUCAGCAGGGACCUCCCUCCCUAGAACCUGGAGGGGGUUCCUUCAGGAGCCCCUCCCUUGGACUAAUGUCCCCCCUCACCUCUGCCUGGUACCCACAUGACUUGGAACUGAACUAAUGUUUUCCUUUAAAAAAAAAAAAAAAAAAAGAAAAGAGAGGGGAAGGUGAAUUAGACUCCAAAAAUACGCCCCUGCUGUGGCUGGGCCCCUGACACUGUCACCCUCCACUGACCUUGUUUUCUCAGGAUGGAUUUUUGCUGUUUGGCUCUCAGCACCUACCUCAGCCGGAAUGAAUGUUCUUGGGGGAGUUGGGCCGUGGCCUCAGCCCCCAUCCCCAAACAGAGCCCCAAAUGCACUCCUACCUCAAGCCCCUGUAGGGGCACCCCCCUCUCCCUUCCCAUAUUGUUGUCAAGAGUUUAAAAAAAAAAAAAGAAAAAGAAAAAAAAAAAAAAGCACUUCCCCAUUUCCAGGUGUGAAAGAAAACAUCUACCUCAAGGCUCGCUGGCUCUCUGGGCCUGGUUGUAUCACUGGACCCUCCUCCUGCCCACAGCCCUUCUAUUGCUCCCCCAGAGAGGAGGCCAGAGGCUAAGUCAUCAAGGGCAGGCCUCUCAGGAACUACAGAAAUAAAAAUGGAAUUGGUCAAAGAAAAUGUGAAAAAAAAAAAAAAGCCAAAAAUGAGAGGAAAAUUUGUUCCUUAAAGUAUAAAUUGCUCCAAACCAGCCACCUCCCAGCAUGCUGCCGUUGCUCCUCCUUGUCCGUCUGUCCACUCCCGUUCCUACCCCUCAAGCCAACUGAUCCUCAACUUGGAUCCCCACGACUCUCUCUCGGCCUGAGUGGGGGCGGGGGGAUGUCACCAUGCGGCCUGCCUCCUAUUCUGCCCAGAGACACGGAGACCCUGGAGCGGACUGGGCGUGUGACAGGUGUGUGCGCGUGUCGGACAGGGAGAUUUCCCUGGCACAGAUGCCCAGCGCUCUAUCCCAUGGGACAUGGCCUGUUUGACCCAACCCCCGAACAGUGGAACGACCACUGUCAGCAGAUGUGGCUGGAAGAUAUUUUUAUACAAGGUGUGUUUAAAGAUUUAUGUUCUUGUGACUUCUUGUUUUUCCUUUCUGUUGUGUUGUUUUUCAAUAUACUUAAAGUAGGAGAAAAAAAAAAAAACAAGGAAACAAAUACCUAUUUUUGGUUAAUUCAUUUUUUAAAAUAGAAGUAAAACUUUUUUUUAAAGGAAAAAAAAAAAGAUAAGUGUAUUCCUUAAGUAUGAGAUUAGACCAUAAAGUCCCUGACCCCCAAACCCUAAAGUUUAGUUAACUAGCUGAAGAAGGUAGAAUUUGUGGUGUUUUCCUAGGAGACUGGAGUCAUGUCCACGUGGACUCGGGAAAGGGCAGCCUGCCCCUUCUCCCAAAUGCUGGGCCUGUGCCGACGGCCCCUCAAAACUCCCACUCUGUCCCUGCAUUGGCCUCUCUGCACCCCCCUUCAUCCUGGAACCCCCUCUCCCAUGGGAAGAGCGGUCUGGGGUAGGAGAGGGAUGGGAAGCCCGCUGGCCUGACUUGACCUGAGUUUUGUCACACUCUACUCAUUCUGACUGAAUAAAAGUCCUGUUGCCAAAGUGAA
Messenger RNA from Neofelis nebulosa (Clouded leopard), 5204 nucleotides. RefSeq names its product immunoglobulin superfamily DCC subclass member 3 (gene IGDCC3). Gene Ontology annotation, cellular component: axon; plasma membrane. Gene Ontology annotation, biological process: cell-cell adhesion; axon guidance. The transcript has 13 exons. Gene Ontology annotation, molecular function: protein binding. Lineage: Eukaryota; Metazoa; Chordata; Mammalia; Carnivora; Felidae. Bases 1445 to 3454 code for a protein of 669 amino acids. The record is from RefSeq and is a predicted model, not a curated record.